Molecule: messenger RNA, 826 nt
Organism: Setaria italica (foxtail millet)
Lineage: Eukaryota; Viridiplantae; Streptophyta; Magnoliopsida; Poales; Poaceae
Product: cysteine proteinase inhibitor 8
Exons: 1
Coding region: 107-505 (132 amino acids)
Molecular function (GO): cysteine-type endopeptidase inhibitor activity
Source: RefSeq, a predicted model, not a curated record
UGCCCCCCAACCGUCUUCGACGCCAAGCAAAGCAGUCACGUCUCCCAGAUCUCCCCACCGUUGCCCCCCCUCUCGACCCAAUCCCAAGCCCCCACCCAAUCCGGCCAUGGCGAGGCGCAUCCUCCUCCUCAUCCCCCUCCUCGUCGCCCUCGCCGCCGCCGCCACCGUCCCCGCCCGCGCGGCGCUCGGCGGUGGCGGGGGCGGGCGCGGCCCGCUGGCGGGCGGGUGGAGCGCGAUCCAGAACGUGAGCGACCCGCACAUCCAGGAGCUGGGCGGGUGGGCGCUGGGGCAGGCGAAGGAGAAGCAGCUGGCCGGCGCCGGGCUGCGGUUCCGCCGCGUGGUGCGCGGGGAGCAGCAGGUGGUGUCCGGGAUGAACUACCGCCUCUACGUCGACGUCGCGGACGCGGGGGGCCGGAGCGCGCCCUACGUGGCCGUCGUGUACGAGCAGCUCUGGACCAGCACCCGCGAGCUCACCUCCUUCAACAAGGCGCGCCGCGCCCACUGAGUCACCGCUCGUCCAUGGUCCAUUCCGGCGGCCCGCCGCGGACCGGCACGGCGGCCGGCGACGACGGCGUCAGUGCCCUUCUCUCCUCUCCUCCCGGAUAAUUAUAUCUAGCUAAUACUAUUACUAGCGGUAUAUGUUGCGAGCGAGUAAGCGCUGCGUUUUUACUACUGGUUGUUGUGGGGUUAAUCUGUGCGAGUCAGCGGUGUGGAUGAACUAUGUGCUACAACUUCUACCAGUACUAGAGUAUAAUGAUGUAAUUAAUGGUUUGUGCCUGUCUUGACUCUUGCGUUAAGGGAGCUAUUAUUGUAGUUGUUGUACUCC